GCAGUGUGUUUUUUCGACCAACAGGAGGCGUGUCUUCCCCACGGCCGGAGCGGAGCGCAGCAAGACGCGAGUCUGAAGGAACCGAUCUGGCUCGUCUCUCUAUCGGAACAAAUCAACUACUUUCUCAGCUCAUUCUAUUCGAAGACCGCCCGUGAAUGGAUUUCUCCCGGAUUUGCCCAGACUAACAUGGAUGCCCCACCGUUAGCUGAGUGGGAAGGUUGUUUCUUGGCGCAGUGAGCUGGACACGCAGCGCUUGCUAAUGGAUCUGGGGAAACGACUGAUACCUUCUCCCUGACUGACCAUGCCGUGAUCUUGCGCGUGGGCCGUCACCCUGCUUAACGUCAAAAGAAACAUUUCGGGGGAAUCUACCGAUCCAGGGAAUAAAUACUGUGGCAUCACACAGACACCAUGAAGAUUACCUCCCCGCUCAUAAGUAAAGCGAGAUUCAGGUGCACCGUCAGGCUUCUACUGCUGCUAUUACUAUGUGUGGGAUAUUCUCGCGGGAUGCCACACGUUUUAAGAUUUGGAGGAAUAUUUGAGUCCAUUGAGUCGGGGCCGUCAGGUGCUGAGGAACUAGCCUUUAAAUUUGCUUUAAAUACAAUCAACAGGAACAGAACCCUACUGCCAAACACAACGCUAACAUACGACAUCCAACGGAUAAACAUAUACGACAGCUUCGAAGCCUCCAGAAAAGCCUGCGACCAACUAUCUCUGGGGGUGGCGGCCAUCUUCGGGCCCUCCCACAGCUCGUCGGCCAAUGCGGUCCAGUCCAUCUGUAACGCGCUUGGCGUGCCCCACAUCCAGACCAAAUGGAAGCACCAGGUGUCUGACAACAGGGACUCCUUCUACGUCAGCCUCUACCCAGACUUCUCCUCUCUCAGCCGAGCCAUUCUGGACCUGGUUCACUUCUUCAAGUGGAAGACGGUCACCGUUGUCUAUGAUGACAGCACAGGUCUUAUUCGGUUACAGGAGCUCAUAAAGGCUCCAUCUCGCUACAACAUCCGCUUGAAGAUCCGCCAGUUGCCAGCGGACACCAAGGACUCCAAGCCUCUCCUCAAGGAGAUGAAGAGAGGGAAGGAGUUCCACGUCAUCUUCGACUGUGGACACGAAAUGGCUGCCGGCAUCCUAAAACAGGCUCUUGCUAUGGGGAUGAUGACAGAGUACUAUCACUACAUCUUCACCACACUGGACCUGUUUGCGCUGGACGUGGAGGCCUACCGUUACAGUGGGGUGAACAUGACUGGCUUUAGGAUCCUGAAUACGGAGAACAGCCAAGUGGCCUCCAUCAUAGAGAAGUGGUCCAUGGAACGCCUGCAGGCCCCGCCCAAACCUGACUCUGGCCUACUGGACGGCUUCAUGACGACGGACGCUGCGCUCAUGUACGAUGCCGUGCACGUGGUGGCCGUGGCCGUGCAGCAGUCUCAGCAGAUCACUGUCAGCUCCCUACAGUGCAACAGACACAAACCCUGGCGCUUUGGGAACAGAUUCAUGGCCCUCAUCAAAGAUGCCCACUGGGAUGGCUUGACUGGGCGGAUCACUUUCAACAGAACCAAUGGCUUGAGGACAGACUUUGACCUGGAUGUGAUUAGUCUGAAGGAGGACGGACUGGAGAAGAUUGGAACAUGGGACCCUCCUAGUGGCUUGAACAUGACAGACCACCAGAAGGGGAAGACAUCCAAUGUCACAGACUCCUUAGCCAACAGAUCUCUAGUUGUCUCCACCAUACUGGUGGAGCCCUAUGUGAUGUUCAAGAAGUCAGACAAGCCCCUUUACGGUAACGACCGCUUUGAGGGUUACUGUAUCGACCUGCUGAGGGAGCUGGCUAGCAUCCUGGGGUUCACCUACGAGUUGCGUCUGGUGGAGGACGGCCGCUACGGGGCCCAGGACGAGACCACGGGCCAGUGGAACGGCAUGGUCAAGGAGCUGAUUGACCACAAAGCUGAUCUGGCUGUGGCUCCCCUGGCCAUCACCUACGUGAGGGAGAAGGUCAUCGACUUCUCCAAGCCCUUCAUGACACUGGGGAUAAGUAUCCUCUACCGCAAGCCCAACGGAACCAACCCUGGGGUCUUCUCCUUUCUCAACCCCCUCUCACCUGAUAUCUGGAUGUAUAUUCUGCUGGCUUACUUGGGUGUCAGUUGUGUGCUGUUUGUCAUAGCCAGGUUUAGUCCCUACGAGUGGUAUAACCCCCACCCCUGCAACCCCGACUCAGAUGUAGUGGAAAACAAUUUCACCCUGCUAAAUAGUUUCUGGUUCGGAGUUGGAGCUCUCAUGCAGCAAGGCUCUGAGUUAAUGCCCAAAGCCCUGUCCACCAGGAUCGUAGGAGGCAUCUGGUGGUUCUUCACCCUGAUAAUCAUCUCCUCCUACACGGCCAACCUGGCUGCCUUCCUCACUGUGGAGAGGAUGGAGUCGCCCAUCGACUCAGCUGACGAUCUUGCCAAGCAGACCAGGAUAGAGUAUGGAGUGGUAGAGGAGGGAUCCACCAUGACCUUCUUCAAGAAAACCAAGAUCUCCACAUACGACAAGAUGUGGGAGUUUAUGAGCAGUCGGAGGCACUCUGUGAUGGUGAAGGAUAUUGACGAAGGGAUCCACCGAGUUCUCACCUCGGACUACGCCUUCCUCAUGGAGUCCACCACCAUCGAGUUUGUCACCCAGCGCAACUGCAACCUUACGCAGAUAGGGGGUCUCAUCGACUCCAAAGCCUACGGUGUGGGAACCCCCAUGGGCUCUCCGUACAGAGACAAGAUCACCAUAGCGAUCCUGCAGCUGCAGGAAGAAGGAAAGCUGCACAUGAUGAAGGAGAAGUGGUGGAGGGGGAACGGUUGUCCGGAGGAUGAGAAGAAUAAGGAGGCCAGCGCUCUGGGGGUCCAGAACAUCGGGGGCAUCUUUAUCGUCCUGGCGGCUGGACUCGUCCUGUCGGUGUUCGUGGCAGUCGGAGAGUUCAUCUAUAAAUCCAAACAAAACGCACAACUGGAAAAGAGGUCCUUCUGCAGUGCCAUAGUGGACGAAUUGCGGGUGUCCCUCAAGUGCCAGCGGCGCCUCAAACACAAGCCUCAGCCGCCCGUCAUGGUCAAGACAGAGGACGUCAUCAACAUGCACACCUUCAACGACCGCAGACUGCCAGGCAAAGAGACCAUGGCCUAGAACAGGACUCCCUCUCUCCCUCUCUCCCUCUCCCUCUCUCUCUCCCUCUCCCUCUCUCUCUCUCUCUCUCUCUCUCGCUCUCGCUCUGCUGUCACUGGGAGGCGUGUAGGGUGAAGAGACACUGGGGGAGGGAGGAAGGGUGAUAGUUGAUUUAUGUAAGUGUAUGGGGGGGUAAGAGAGAUGGGAGAAGAGAAGAGAGGAGCUGAGCUGCUCUGAUCACUGACUGUCUGGCAUCUUUGUUUCGAAACACUAAGCUAGAAAUGAAAAGAGAUUCAACAAUGUUUCCUGUGGAAAUAACUUGAACCAACCUGGGAGCAAUUCAAUGUGAGUUACCUCAUUACUCUACCUGGCAAUGCACCUGAGCAAGGAGUGACCAAGUGGUGCCAUGAUUUAGUAUCAAAAAAAGAGAGAGAUAAACCCAGGAUUCAGAGGAAAGGAGGGAGGGCAGGUUAAAUUGAAAGUAUAGAAUAUCAUACAGCUACUGUAUAUGUUUGGUUGUCCCUUAGAAAUCACAGGUCCAAAUUGAAUCAAUAUUUAUCUGCUACCCAACCACUCUCUCUCUCACUGAGUAGAAUCAGGAGAACGUACAUCACUCAGUCAUAGCUAUGGAGCAAACACAUACACAGAUACUAAUAGACAAAACUGAGAGAAAAUCAGUUGGCGAGUGUGUAAAGGACACAUCUUGUUAUUAUUCAACCAUAGAAGAAGAAGGAGACCAGAUGGGCUAGAAACAGCCAGUUCCAAAUGAAACCCAAAGCCCAAAACGCAUUGGUGAGCAGGACAGGACUGCUCCCAACAUGUACAGAGGCAUCGUUUAUUCAUAUGAUUCACUGUUGGAAAGAAUACAGUACAUUAUCCAUCGGGCAAUAGGUUAUUUCAUUUAUUUUGUUUUCAGAGUACUAAACAUUUUGUUGAAUUAUGGUGGAUGGGAAAAACAUUUUGAAUAAAAACAUAUAUACAUAUAUAAAUACAAGCAGAGACUGAUGACCGGGGGAGGGGCAGUGAUGUAAUAGAGGAAUUAGGUGAUAGGAACUGGAAGUGACAUGAGUGGCGGACAUGAUGAAAGUACUAACCUUAGAAACCUUAGUCGUUUGAAUUGAAGGAAAGCAGGACAGCAGUAGUGGAUCUGAAACUAAAUUCACAGCAAUCACACAACAUGAGGAAUUUAUUUAUUCAAGUAUUUAUUUCUUUAUUUAUAUUUUCAUUGACUGGAUUUUCACAGCAGCUGCAAGGAUACAGUACACACCUCAUUUUCAGAUUUGAUGGGUACAAAUGUUUUGGUUUUGUUUUUUGUUCAAUGUCAAGUCUCAAGUUUCUUUUUGUACUCUAGUGGCAUUUAUUUUAAUAACAAAAUCCUCACAUUUACUUGUGCAAAUGCAAUUUCUAUGAAAAAGUGUUUUUGUACGAAGAAAAUAAAACAUUUUGUAAUAAUUUUUAUCAACAAAAAAAAUGUACCACGGGUGUCACCACGGCAGACAGCGUGACUCUCUCUCCACUGCGGGCCGUGUGGGUGUCCCAAGGGAUAGCAGCCCCAUCUAGGAUAGCCCCGUCAGGCCUAACACAACCCCCUCCAGGGGGUCACGAGAACAACCCCUCCAUGGACUGGCAUCACACCGAUGGGGUCUCCAGAGCAUUCUGGUUGAGCUUCAGUGGCAUAAUACAUGUUUUGGAAAAAACUAUUUUUAUCAUGUAAAGGAAUCCUAUUUAAAAUAAAGAUAUUUUUACUUCAGGUGAAAAGAGUAAUGAUUAAACAAUAAUUAGAACAAUAAAUAUAUAUAUACACACACAAAGAAGUUGAAGUGAAGAGGACUGCCAACGAUGCUUAUCAUUCUACACCCCUGACUUCCAAUAGACUGCUAGAUUUCAGUGCUGAGAAAUUGUGUGUAAAUGGUUUUAAAAACAGAGAAAUAUGUAUUUAACAGAAUAAGGAACACCUAACUAAUUUUGAACAUGUUAUGAAAACUAAACGGAGUGCACACAGUUUACUGUUUGAAGUUGAUGCACAAGUUUAAAGAAAAUAAAAAAAAAUAUUCACAUC
Oncorhynchus mykiss (rainbow trout) is the source of this 5179-nucleotide messenger RNA. Its product is annotated as glutamate receptor ionotropic, kainate 2. The record is from RefSeq and is a predicted model, not a curated record. Gene Ontology annotation, biological process: monoatomic ion transport. NCBI's taxonomy places the organism in Eukaryota, Metazoa, Chordata, Actinopteri, Salmoniformes, Salmonidae. Gene Ontology annotation, molecular function: ligand-gated monoatomic ion channel activity; signaling receptor activity. Gene Ontology annotation, cellular component: membrane.